Cajanus cajan (pigeon pea) is the source of this 2304-nucleotide messenger RNA. Lineage: Eukaryota; Viridiplantae; Streptophyta; Magnoliopsida; Fabales; Fabaceae. The record is from RefSeq and is a predicted model, not a curated record.
ACAAAAAUUCUCUUACGCUACGAGUUUGACACAAAACCGGUAGAGAAAAAAAAUGUCCACACAAACAGCACUAGUUGCACUCUCCGCCCAGGCACAGGCUAAGUAAAGGGGAUGAACAUUGUGGCAAAAGGGGUUUUUUCUGCCUAGUGAUUUUGGGACUGAAACUGCAUGAGUUGGACAAAACCGAGGAAGUUUGGUAGCUUGAAGUUUUACAAGCUAUGGCUAUUGCUACGGCCACCCUCUCUCUUCAUUUUUGCAAAUUCCCUCCUUCAUCUUCUUCAAUACGCCAUCGCAUCCCUUCUGGCCCAGGGUUCAACCUCUAUUACCCUCCUGCCUCUCACAGAUUUGCGUGUGUUGGUCCCAAGUGUUCAUUAACGGACACUGAUGUGCAUUUGGAUCAUGUCUCGACGGAUGAGGAUGAGGCUCAGGGAAGAGGCUCUUCUGUGGAUUGUCCGGUGCCGUUUGUUAAACUCAAAACUGAUAUUCUCGAGACUGAGUCCUUGAACUUGCUCGCAGAAGCCACAUUUGUAGAUACUCUCUUGACAGCAUUGCCUGUUUUGUCCGAAGAAGAGCAACAUGCCCUUUCAGCUACUCCAGCUCACCCGGCUGGGUUACAUGCUUUUUAUGCUAGUUGCAUAGCUGCAAAUGUAGUGGAGCAGCUUUGGAAUUUUGCCUGGCCUUCUGCCAUUGCCUUGAUUCAUCCAAGCCUUUUGCCAGUUGCUGUGAUGGGUUUCUUCACCAAAGUGGCUAUAAUUGUUGGUGGUCCCUUGGUUGGCAAAGUUAUGGACCAUUUUCCAAGAAUGUCUGCAUAUAAUUGCUUAACCAUCGUUCAGGCAGCAGCUCAGUUGCUAUCUGCAACAAUGAUUAUUCAUGCCCAUUCUGUGCGACCUACUUCAUUGUCUAAUCUGCUUCUGCGUCCAUGGUUUGUCUUACUGGUUUCAGCUGGGGCAAUUGAGAGGCUAUGUGGUGUAGCUUUGGGGGUUGCAAAUGAGCGUGACUGGGUUGUAUUGCUGGCAGGAAUGAAUAGGCCAAUUGCACUUGCACAGGCAAAUGCUGUUCUAAAUCGAAUUGAUCUCUUGUGUGAGAUAGCUGGGGCGUUGCUGUUUGGAUUCCUUCUUUCUAAAUUUCAUCCUGUAAUCUGCUUAAAAUUUGCUUCUGGCUUAAUGAUGGGGCUUCUGCCUGUUACAAUUGUUUUUACUUAUUUAGCUAACAAGCUUUCUACCGGUGUUCUUGACCGGCCGAAACCUUCACAAACUUGUUGCAGAGCAUUUAGUGAAGAUUCUGCAACAGAUGCUAACAAUAUAGUGUUUAAAGGUCUGGAAGCCAUCAAGCUUGGCUGGAAGGAGUAUUUGGGUCAGCCUGUUCUUCCUGCUAGUCUAGCAUGGGUGCUCCUCUACUUUAAUGUUGUUCUCACACCGGGCAGUUUGUUGACAGCAUUUCUAACACAGCGUGGCUUACAUCCUUCAAUCAUUGGAGGAUUCAGUGGAAUGUGUGCUUUUAUGGGUGUUGCAGCAACAUUUGUGUCUUCUACUCUGGUCAAGCAAUUUGGCAUUUUAAAGGCUGGGGCAGUUGGGUUGGUAUUUCAAGCUUUACUUCUCUGCGUGGCUGUUGCUGUUUAUCUGAGCGGAUCAAUUUCUCAUCAGAGCCCUCUUCUUACUUUCUUAUUUCUGAUUAUUUUGUCACGGUUAGGACACAUGUCAUACGAUGUCGUAGGGGCACAGAUUCUCCAGACUGGAAUCCCAUCCUCCAAAGCAAAUCUCAUUGGGACGACGGAGAUUGCUGUUGCUAGUUUGGCGGAGUCUAUAAUGCUGGGUGUUGCAAUAAUUGCAAAUGAUCCUUCUCAUUUUGGAUGCUUGGCACUGUUGUCUCUUCUAUCAGUACUUGGUGCAGCAUGGAUGUUCUGUAGAUGGAUGUUGAAUCCAACAGAUGAACAAAAAAGCCUUUUUUCUUAUGAUCCUCAGUUUUGAUAUUUAUUUGUUCCAUAUCCAAUGUGGACAAGAAAAGAACCAAAAUAUAGCAUGGUGGGUGAUUAUCCACUUAUACAGGAGCUUGAGGCAUUUUCUUCUCGCCUGGCCAAUGAUGUUCAUUGCAUUGUAUGGACAAAUAGGUGGCUUUGCCUGAAAUUCUGUAAAUUUGUAACAUUACCUUCAUAUUAUAUUAGUAGUGUACAUGCCAAUUGAAAUAGUUAGGUCCUAUACGUACAAACGUUUUGUAAAGCAUUUAUUCAUACAUUCUUUUCCGGGAUUUAAAAUCAAGGGUAGACUUGUUCCCCUAAUUGAUAGGGUUCAAUGGUCCUUAGUGAAA